Messenger RNA from Dinoponera quadriceps, 3905 nucleotides. It is a transcript of the gene Scm, whose product is annotated as polycomb protein Scm. Bases 538 to 2694 code for a protein of 718 amino acids. The transcript has 8 exons. Gene Ontology annotation, cellular component: nucleus. NCBI's taxonomy places the organism in Eukaryota, Metazoa, Arthropoda, Insecta, Hymenoptera, Formicidae. Gene Ontology annotation, molecular function: zinc ion binding; protein binding. Gene Ontology annotation, biological process: regulation of DNA-templated transcription. The record is from RefSeq and is a predicted model, not a curated record.
AAAUCACAAUACAUGAAAGUAAAAUGUCAUUUUUUACUUAAUGACAUGACACGAGGUAACAGUUACCUGUCGGUGUUGUAUUUUUAUAUAUUAAAUAUUAAUUGUCAACAAAGUGUACGACACCGUGCAUAUAAUGCUGGUGCAGGCAAUUACACGAAACCGGCCGUUGCUUAACUCCACUCACGACUCUUGUUUGCAGAUUGCGCGGCCAAAUUGAAGCAAUAUGGCGGACUAACACAAUAAUUUUUAAUGCGUGAUACAUACAUAGAUAUAUUACAGUUGUUACCAGAGUACAAUUACCACUGUAAUAAAGCAAAUUGCAGUGAAUAACGGGAUCUUAGAACGAAUUUUACACUGUGUGCGAAUAUUAGUAUCGGGAUUAAUUUAUCUUCACAGAAUUUGAUUCACAGCGACCUCGGUCGUUCGACGGAUUUUGGCUUCGAAACUCAUUUCGAUAAAUUACUCUAAUCAUGUAUUCAUCGUGCUAAUUAACUAUUACAGUGAUUUCAGUGCUGAUUUUUGUUUGUAUGACGAAAUAUGUCGUCCGCACCGACCAAAAUACGAGGUCCAGGAAGACCGCCAAAGUCAAAGAAUAGCUGUACAUGGUGUGGUGAAACUAAACAACCAUUGAAAUAUAUUCUCCCUACACAGAAUGGCAAAAAGGAAUUCUGCUCAGAAACAUGUUUAUCUGAAUCUCGUAAGAGUUAUGCACGAGGUGCAUGUACACAAUGUGAAAGUUUAAUAAAAAAUACACCAGUUAAAUUGGAACAGAAAGAUGGUUUAAAAAAGGAUUUCUGUUCUUCGAGCUGUUUAAAUGCUUAUCAGAAGAAAGACAAUCAAACAGAUACGAAGAAAAAUAAUAGGGAUCUAUCAUCACCUGUACCGUCUCCUGCCCCAUCUGGAUUAUCAACCAGUAAUAAUGUACCAUCAACUACACAGUCUUAUACCAGCAGUACAAAUAAUCAUACAACCGUAUCUAAUUCACCAUCGACAUCCAAUGGACCAUUUCAAUAUGAGACCUUUCAAACUUUCGAUUGGGAUAAUUACUUAAAAGAGACGAACAGCAAAGCGGCGCCAAUUGAAUGCUUUAAGCAGCAUGAAGUUCCACCGACAAAUGAAUUUAAAAUUAAUAUGAAACUGGAAGCAUUAGAUCCGCGAAAUGUAACGUCAACUUGCAUUGCCACUGUAGUAGGCGUUCUCGGACCUCGGCUGAGAUUAAGAUUAGAUGGAUCGGAUAAUAAGAAUGACUUCUGGCGGUUGGUCGACAGUAAUGAGAUACAUCCGAUCGGACACUGCGAGAAAUCUGGUGGGAUGCUUCAACCGCCAUUAGGCUUUCGGAUGAAUGCUUCAAGUUGGCCAAUGUUCCUCUUGAAAACAUUAAAUGGUGCCGAAAUGGCGCCAGGGAAAGUUUUUAAACGCGAACCAAAGACACCACGUUCCAAUUUGUUCCAAAUCGGAUAUAAGCUAGAAGCAAUAGAUAAGAAAAAUCCUCAACUUAUAUGUACUGCAACAAUCGGUGCCAUCAAGGAUGAAAUGAUACAUAUUACAUUUGAUGGUUGGCGCGGUGCUUUUGAUUAUUGGUGCCGUUACGAUUCACGAGAUAUUUUUCCUGCAGGAUGGUGCUUUAAAAGCGGACAUCCAUUGCAGCCACCAAGACAGAAAUCAACAGGCCCCAAUAGAUUUAAGACCAAAAGCAGUAAUGUGUUACUAGUAAUGGCAGUGUCUGGUAGCAAUACUAGUAGAGAACCAGCAGUUGCAUUAGUGAGUCCUGCAGGUUCCAGUGCACCACUACAACCAGCUACAGAACCUGAUACUAGUACAGCCAAUAUCAAACUGCACACAGUUGAAAAUGUUACUAUUUAUGUCAAUCAUAAUUGUGCUUGUGGGCCCUACUUUGAUCCUCGAAAAGUGAAAGCCAUGCCGGCAUAUUUUGGUCCCAGUUCUAUACCAAGUGUUGCCAGAGACCUUUUCCAAGCAUUUUUAAUGGCAGCCAUGAGUACCAAACAAAUGUUGAGUUUAAUAAGACGUGGUGAAGGCGAAACCAUACAUUUGAUUCUGGAAAGUAAGCCAAACUCUAUUAGAUUGCCGGUUUUUGUGGAAGAGGAAGACUUUUAUGUGUACGUUAGGCGGCAACUCGAGGACCUCUGUGCGUGUGAGCAUUUCUUAGUCAGAAGGAAAGAAGCUUGCAACAAAUGCACUAAUACUCAACAACCACAAUCUACUAACAACGAAGAAACAAAUAACACAGUAGGAGAAAAAAGAAGGUGGUCGCCGCCACCGAGUCAACAAAAUUUAACAUCUACUACACCACAGCAGCAUUUACAACAAUUUAAUGUGCAAAGUACAAAUAACUCUACAUCGUCAACCUCUACAACUGCAAAGCAGCCGCGUAAAUCCGUUCCUGAACUUGAAGCAGCAACGUCCACUACUCAAUCUGAAACUUCUACAACUCGCACUCCUUCUAAUGAGCCAGCAGAAUGGACUAUUGAAGAUGUAAUACAUUAUAUUGCCAUUACGGAUCCAGCAUUAGGACAACAUGCAGAUUUGUUUAGAAAACAUGAAAUCGACGGUAAAGCUCUACUUCUCCUCAAUAGUGACAUGAUGAUGAAAUAUAUGGGACUAAAACUCGGGCCAGCGCUUAAAAUCUGCAACUUGGUAAACCGAAUUAAAGGUAGACGGCAUAUACUGAUGUGAUUUUCUCGAAUAUGAAGAUACAUAUAUAGUGAUUUAAACUGAUACAUUUCAACGACCUGGUCAAAUUAUGUGUUUCAGUGACAAAAACAAGCUAAUAUAUAGGUUGUUAAAAAAACAAUGUGAAUAAUGUGAAUGUCACACUGGCAAUUAAUUAAUCCUCGAAAUCACGAUCAUAUAUCGAUAUUCUUAUAGUUUAGGUAAGAUAAAAUCAAAGUUAGGUUCCAACUUUUCAGAACAUCGUAGAACAUCGUUCUAUUCGUUCAGAGGAUCUGUAUUAAUUAGUUGUAAAACAAAUAUUUUUGUUAAUAAAUUUAUCAUUAUCUUAUGAAUACUAGCUGAUUCGACUCCACACGUGUAGCUAGAAUAUCUAAUUUGAUGUAGUACUUGCGUAUGCUCACUAAAAAAAAUACAAGUUUCCUAGGAUUGUAAAUACAUACCGAGUCGUCGCAUUAUAUUUUGCAAGUCCAAUAUUGUGAAAUACAUAUAAGCAAGUUAUUUGUUUUUUCAAGCCAUGCUCGUGAUAUCGUUGAUUAACAAUCUUUAAUAUUAUAUUUUUAUUACAUCCAUUACAAAUAAACCCAUUGUAUGUGUGUACUAUCUAACACAUUGGUAUAGCGAUCCCAUAGAAUUUAAUAAUGUCAAAAGUUCAAAAUAUUUGAUUGAGUUCAUAUCUUCUCGCAAUAUAAGGAUAAAUUAUAUAUUUUCACUGUGUUAGAUAUACACGAUGGUUCGAAUGUAAUUUAAAAACGAUAAUUGUAAUUAUAUACGCAGUUAUAUCGUCUUUAAGUAAUAUAAUUUUACUUGACAGGAAAAUGAUAAAAAUACGUAUAUUAUGCUAGUUGUCUUUUUUUUAUCGUGAUAGUACAUACAUAUUUUUUAUGUAAUACAAGAUCACAUAUCUUGGAUAUAUACACCUUGGAAUUCAAAUUAAAAAAGCUCGAUUAAUAUAUGCAAUUCUUCUCACUACUACUGUGAUAUUCUGGACAAUUUGCACAGGAAUCUAUUAUAUAUUUUGCAGUAUAUUAUAGUUUAUGAAACGAUGAAGUUGCUUUUUUUGUUCAUUAGUUUCAUGAAUUUAUCUUUAUAAUCUGUUAUAUCCGAGAAUCUUAUAUUUUUCUGACAUGACAUCGCUUGUGAAUGUAAAUUAAAUGUUUAUGUUAUAUCAUUUUGUAACAUUUCAAACUUACAAACUCAUUAAAGAUAUAACAUUC